UCUCUAUCCUACUCCCAGUUAUACAUAUGCAUACAUACAGCCAUCAUGUACAUGAAAGAAAUCUACACCGACUCAACCCCCUCAACCCUCCACACCUUCAUCCAACAAAACCCCCUCGGCGUCCUCACCACCGCCAUCCCCUCCCCUCCACUCCCAUUACUCCAAUCCACCCACAUCCCCUGGGUUCUCGACAUCCCUUCUCCCACCACUGACGAUACCAACAACAAAAUCAAACUCCGCGGCCACAUCGCCCGCGCAAACCCCCAAUGCGCCGCCAUCCUCGACUCCCUAGCCACCAAACCUCAAUCCCAAUCUGAAUCCAACCUCCCCACCGAAGUCCUCAUCCUCUUCACCUCCCCCUACCACAGCUACAUCACCCCACACUUCUACACCACCACCAAGCCGCAGACCGGCAAAGUCGCCCCAACAUGGAACUACGCCGCCGUGCAAGUCUACGGCCGCGCGCGGAUCUACAACCCCCGUUCGGAGGGGGAAAUUGGCCAGCAGGCCUCGAUGUUUCUAGAUAAACAGCUUCGUGAUCUCUCGGCACAUUGUGAGGGGGAUAUCAUGGGGUAUACCACUGCUACCAAUACCAGUGAUACUGAUAACAACCUGGAGGGUAAAUCAUGUCCACGAGCAUGGACCGUCGACGAAGCGCCGGAGGCAUACAUCAAUAUCCUGAAGAAGAAUAUCGUCGGGAUAGAAGUGUCUGUGGAGCGCAUGGAGGGGAAGUUCAAGAUGAGCCAGGAACGUGGAGAAGGGGAUCGGGAAGGGGUGCUGAGGGGUUUGGAUGGGAUGGGAGGGGAGGUUGCGAGGGGAGUGGCGGGGAUGGUGAGAAGUUAUGCUGCUGGAGAUAGAUAG
Molecule: messenger RNA, 861 nt
Organism: Aspergillus eucalypticola CBS 122712
Lineage: Eukaryota; Fungi; Ascomycota; Eurotiomycetes; Eurotiales; Aspergillaceae
Product: FMN-binding negative transcriptional regulator
Exons: 1
Coding region: 46-861 (271 amino acids)
Source: RefSeq, a predicted model, not a curated record